AUGAAAUUUACAGGAUCUCCAAUCAAAUUAAAGGUGUCCCAGGGCCAACCCGUGAAACUAAAUUGCAGCCUCGAGGGAACGGAAGAUCCUGAGAUGUUGUGGAUCAAGGACGGAGCAGUGGUGCAAAGCGUAGACCAGGUGUACAUUCCAGUAGAUGAAGAACACUGGAUCGGCUUCCUCAGCUUGAAAUCCGUCGAGCGGACAGAUUCUGGGAAGUACUGGUGCCAGGUUGAGAACGGGGGGAAGAAGGAAGAAUCACAGCAAGUGUGGCUCAUAGUGGAAGGUGUGCCCUACUUUACUGUGGAACCCGAGGAUGUGUCCGUGUCCCCUAAUGCCCCAUUUCAUAUGGCCUGUGCUGCUGUUGGUCCCCCUGAACCAGUGACAAUUGUCUGGUGGAUGGGAGACUCUAGAGUGGGGCUUCCAGACAUCUCCCCCUCCAUCUUAAAUGUGUCAGGUAUUAAUCAAAGCACAGUUUUCUCCUGCGAAGCUCACAACAUUAAGGGAUUGUCUUCAUCUCGGACAGCCACUGUUCAAAUUAAAGCCAUGCCUCUCCAGCCUCUCAAUGUAACUGUAAGCCAAGUCACCAGCAGCAAUGCCAGUGUGGUCUGGGUGCCAGGAUUUGAUGGCCGUGCACCCCUCCAUUCUUGCACUCUUCAGGUAGCUGAGUCACCAGACGGCCAGGAGGUCUCCACUGAAGUCACCCCAGUGCCACCCUUUGCCUAUGGAGUGCAAGGCCUGAAGCAUUCCACCAACUACAGUGUUCGUGUGCAGUGCAGCAAUGAGAUGGGCAGCUCCCCUUUCACCGACAGGGUUUAUUUCCAGACCCUGGAGCUUGCUCCAAGCAGCACCCCCCAAAAUAUCCAUGUUACUCAAAGAGAUCCUGGUCUGAUACUGGAAUGGGAAGGCGUGGCUCCAGAUGUGCUCAAAGAAAAUGUCCUGGGAUACAGGCUGGAGUGGAUUCAGGAUAAUGUAACUCAGGGCGAGAUGAUCGUACAGGAUACAAAAGCUAAUCUCACAACAUGGAACCCUCUCAAAGACCUGAUCAUCAGGGUGUGUGUGCUGAACACUGCAGGAUGCGGGCCCUGGAGUGACCUCUUUCUGCUUGAAGCCCAAGAGGUCAUGGGUGGCCAGAGACAACCUCCUUAUGGAACAUCCUGGGUUCCUGUGGCAUUGGGCAUUCUCACAGCUCUGGUCACAGCUGUUGCCCUGGCUCUUAUUCUCCUUAGGAAAAGAAGAAAGGAAACUCGGUUUGGCCAUGCCUUUGGCAGUGUGGUUGGCAGAGGGGAUCCAGCAGUCCAUUUCAGAGCUGCCAGGUCUUUCAACAGGGAGGGUCCAGAGCUCAUUGAAGCAACGUUGGAGAGUGUAGGGAUCAGCGAUGAGCUGAAGACGAAACUCAAAGAUGUCCUAAUCCAGGAACAGCAGUUCACCUUGGGAAGAAUGUUGGGCAAGGGGGAGUUUGGGUCAGUUCGAGAGGCACUACUGAAGCUAGAUGAUGGCUCUUUCCAGAAAGUGGCAGUGAAGAUGCUGAAAGCGGAUAUCUUCACCUCGACCGACAUUGAGGAGUUCCUGCGAGAGGCUGCAUGUAUGAAGGAGUUUGACCACCCGCAUGUCACUAAACUAAUUGGAGUCAGUCUGCGGAGCCGUCCCAAGGGCCGUCUCCCAAUUCCCAUGGUGAUCCUGCCCUUCAUGAAGCACGGAGACCUUCAUGCUUUUCUACUGAUGUCACGGAUUGGGGAAAACCCUUUUAACUUGCCUGUUCAGACACUCCUCAAGUUCAUGAUUGAUAUUGCCAGUGGGAUGGAGUACUUGAGCUCAAAAAAUUUCAUACACAGGGACCUCGCAGCUCGGAAUUGCAUGUUGGAUGAGAACAUGAAUGUGAGUGUUGCAGACUUUGGGCUUUCUAAGAAGAUCUACAGUGGAGACUACUACCGUCAGGGCUGUGCCUCCAAGCUGCCAGUGAAGUGGCUUGCUCUGGAAAGUCUGGCAGAUAAUCUGUACACAACACACAGUGAUGUGUGGGCGUUCGGGGUGACCAUGUGGGAGAUUGUAACCCGAGGGCAAACCCCUUAUGCUGGCAUUGAGAAUGCAGAAAUCUACAACUACCUCAUCAGUGGGAACAGGCUCAAGCAGCCGCCGGAGUGCCUGGAAGAUGUCUACGAUCUCAUGUGCAGAUGUUGGCAUCCUGAGCCCAAGCUACGCCCCAGCUUUGGAGUGCUCCGGUCCCAGCUGGAAAUGAUUCGGGGGAGGAUGUCCAUACUCUCUUCCAGUCAAGAUCCUCUCUAUGUCAACAUUGGGAAGGACAAAGAGGCGUCUGCAAGUGACCCUGCCCUGCAUGCCUCCUUUGGGAACACGGACGGUGAAGAGACCAUUGCUGGGGCAGCUGCUGCUGUCACAAGUGACUAUCGCUACAUCAUGAGCCCCUUGUGCCUUGGAGACGAUGCCGAGGGUGAAAGGCAUCCAGAUGGGCAGGAAGGAGAGGACAAAAGCCUUCUGUAUGAGCUGGAGACAGAGGGAGAGAAAAGUUGUUAGCCUGUACAUAGCAGUGACACUGCUUCCCUGGGGCGGGAUGUGGUGCUGUGUUACCUGGGGCUCUGAUGCCAGAUCUGGAAUGGCUUUGAACAGCAGUGGCCAGAGUUCUUGG
Molecule: messenger RNA, 2641 nt
Organism: Nestor notabilis (Kea)
Lineage: Eukaryota; Metazoa; Chordata; Aves; Psittaciformes; Psittacidae
Gene: TYRO3
Product: TYRO3 protein tyrosine kinase
Exons: 18
Coding region: 1-2529 (842 amino acids)
Biological process (GO): protein phosphorylation; cell surface receptor protein tyrosine kinase signaling pathway; nervous system development
Cellular component (GO): signaling receptor complex
Molecular function (GO): protein binding; ATP binding; transmembrane receptor protein tyrosine kinase activity
Source: RefSeq, a predicted model, not a curated record